Molecule: messenger RNA, 852 nt
Organism: Solanum verrucosum
Lineage: Eukaryota; Viridiplantae; Streptophyta; Magnoliopsida; Solanales; Solanaceae
Exons: 3
Coding region: 1-852 (283 amino acids)
Source: RefSeq, a predicted model, not a curated record
AUGGUACAUCAACCACAAGCUUGGUGUGAAGUAUAUGGAAGCGGAGAUCACAGUGCUGAGGGCAUUCCUAAGUAUGCCAAAUAUGUGAAAGAUGUGGUAGCUAACAAGAGUAGAUUAACUAAGUAUGCAACAGUAGCACUCACGGAGGAGUGCAGUUCUAGGAUCCAGAAUAGGAUCCCAACUAAGUUGAAAGAUCCAGGGAGUUUCACUGUUCAGAUAAAAAUUGGCAAAUGUGUUAAGGCAAGAGGUUUGUGCGAUUUGGGCGCGAGUAUCAAUUUGAUGCCUACUUCCAUAUUUCUCAAAUUAGGACUAGGAAGACCAAAGUCCACAACUAUUAUGUUGCAGUUAGCGGACCGUUCAGUGUCAAGGCCAUAUGGCGUUAUUGAAGAUGUCUUGGUUCAAGUGGGAACUCUGAUUUUCCCCGUGGACUUUGUCAUUUUGGAUUUUGAACCUGACCCAGAGGUCCCAUUUAUUUUGGGUCGCCCAUUUCUAGCAACCGGAGUUGCAUUAAUUGAUAUGGCAGCCGGUAGACUAACAAUGAGGGCUCGUGACAAGGUCGAGGUAUUUGAUGUUUACAAGGCAAUGAAGUUGCCUGCAAUAUAUGAGGAGCUGUCUGCAAUUGCAGUCAUUGAUGAGGCAAUGACAUCUAAAUAUGUUGAAGCCCAAGACCCUUUAGAGAAAGUAGUCCUGGGACCACCUCCCAAGUCGUCGAUUGAAGAAGCACCAAAGUUAGAGUUAAAGGCUCUCCUUUCUCAUCUCAGUUAUGCAUUCUUAGGUGCCAAUAAAUCUUUACCUGUAAUCCUUUCUUCUGCUUUGUUUGAAUUGCAGGUUGAGGCAUCUCUGAAAUAUUGA